AUGCCUCCUCCCGUCCUAUCAGCUUACAAGCGAGUUGCCCAGCCCAAAGUCGGCGAGAACGGAUAUCAAGAGUGCCAAUGCGGCAAAUCCGAAGUCCUACCCGCCGGCUGGAAUGGCUUCAACGCAAAGCCCUUGAAGUCCGAUAUCCAUAUCGACCACGAUGUUGAAAUUGUCAUGCGGGAUGGAGUACGCCUCUACGCAGAUGUCUAUCGACCAGCUAAUUCGACCGAAAAGAUCCCUGCUGUGCUAAGCUGGUCGUUCUACGGGAAGAAGUACAGCGCCCUUGAUAUGCUACCAAUGUGCGUUUGGAAAUGCUGUGUCCCACCAUCCGACCUGAGUGGCUUAGAGAAGUUCGAAGGUCUCGACCCCGAGGCCUGGUGUCCUCGCGGGUACGCAAUUGUCAGCGUCGAUACCCGCGGCGCAGGCCACAGCGACGGCCAGAUUUGCGUGAUGGGUACACAGGAUGCUGAGGAUGGAUACGAUGUUGUGGAAGCUCUUGCACAGAUGGAUUGGUGCAAUGGGAGUGUGGGUAUGGCCGCCAAUUCUGCACUUGCAAUCUCACAGUGGUUCAUUGCGGCCCAGCAGCCUCCAUCUUUGAAAGCCGUUGCGCCCUGGGAGGGGUCUGGUGAUCUCUUCCGAGAGCAGUUUUGUCGUGGGGGUUGCUUCUCCACGCAACUUUGA
This is a messenger RNA of Penicillium arizonense, 681 nucleotides long. RefSeq lists its product as uncharacterized. NCBI's taxonomy places the organism in Eukaryota, Fungi, Ascomycota, Eurotiomycetes, Eurotiales, Aspergillaceae. Gene Ontology annotation, molecular function: hydrolase activity. The transcript has a single exon. The record is from RefSeq and is a predicted model, not a curated record. Bases 1 to 681 code for a protein of 226 amino acids.